CCUAUACAUGGUGAGGUGCUCCAGGGAAUAGAUAUAGGGAGAAAACCAGCUUAUGGGUUUUUUCCGAGUUGUUUUGAAUCUCUGGUCUGGGUCCUGGAGUCCGGAGGCUUUGUAGAGCAUUGGGUGGGAUGAAGCUUCCAUUCUUAGGUCCAUUAUGGAUUUUGUGCCAAGAGCAUGUUCAGCUGACUGAAUGGUAAAAGGAGUGUUACUAUUCAGAACAGGGAGAAGGGGGAAGCACUGAGAGGACAGAUCAGGCUCCCUAAAACCAAGCCAGCCACACUCAUUGGGAGAGGUACUGGGGCUUGUAAGGAGAGAUUGAAAGUUCCUGACUGUUUGGAUUUAUGCCAUGCUGAAAACCUGCAACAUGUCCAGGGCUCUUGCAAAAUGUUUUAGAUCACCUUCAGUUCUAUUAGUAACUUCCAUCAUAUUGUUAAGCUUCACUAUUCACUGGAUAUUAAUAAAGCAGCCCCUAAGAUGCAGCCAUUUUCAAAUUAAAUAUGCAAAGCCACUGGCUACACUUGUAGACAAUGAAGAAAAAGUAACUGAGAUAUUCAACGCUAUCACCCGCACAGUCCCCAGCGUUUAUUUUACAAAUAUAAGUACCACAACCAGUGCCAAGAACAGCAGAGGGAUAAUACUGGAUUUAAAGAAACAAUACUGUGUUGGAGACUCCUUAACCGUCCAAGUUACCAUGUUUGAUUAUGUUGGUAAAAGAAAGACUUAUGGAGGGGAUUUCUUAAGAGCAAGAAUUUUUUCUCCAAAAGUUGAAGCAGGAGCUUCGGGAAGAAUUGAUGAUCUAAAUAAUGGAUUGUAUAAUGUCCACUUUGCCUUAUUCUGGGAAGGAAAUGUAAAAAUAUCCAUUCUCUUGAUGCAUCCUAGUGAAGGAGUGGCAGCGUUAUGGAGAGCAAGGAAUUCUGGGUAUAAAAACAUUAUCUUUUAUGGACAAUAUGAAUACAGAUCUAAAAAGGUGCAGUCUGAAUGUGGGUUUGAAUUAGAUUCAGAUGAAGCAAAAUGUGAAUACGGGGCUAAGGAAGACAAAGACUUUUUUUACUGUAUUAAACCAGAUAAUGUAUCUUGUGAGUCUCUAAUUUCAGUGACAAGUAAAGAAAGAAGUCACACGUAUCUAAAUACUUUGGAGAAGACUCUAUUCCUUAGGUCAAACAUUGGUGUAGAAAUUCCCCAAACCACUGAAAGCGUUGAUGUUAUGAGCUGUAACAGAAACAGUGAGGUUAAGCCAAAAUGCUCAACUGGAAUGUUUCAACCAUUUCCAAGUGGUUAUUUCUUGAAUAAUGUUUGGUAUCCUGUGUUCUGCAACCUUUCUACCUAUGAUCCUCAAUCUCACAUCAGCAAUUGUCUCUCUGGGAAAAAGAUUUAUAUCAUGGGAGAUUCAACACUUCUUCAGUGGACUCAUUAUAUAGCAAGCAUUAUGAACAGCCUGAAAUUUUUUGACCUGCAUGCAAGUGGCUCCUUUAAUACACUCUUGCUUCUGGACACGGAUAAAAAUGUCUACAUUCAUUGGAAAAAACAUGGCCACCCUCUGUUAAUUGCAUAUGCCUUUACAGUCAAGGAUUAUUCUACUGUAAAUCAAGAAAUUGAUAGACUUGAAGGUGGCCCACAAACUGUUUUUGUCUUUUCCUUAGGUCAUCACUUCCGACCAUUUCCUAUUACCUUAUUUAUUAAUAGACUUCUCAAUACGCGCAAAGCCAUAGAACGGCUCUUUCUUCGUAGUCCAGAUACAAAGGUCAUCAUAAGAACCGAAAACACCAGGGAGCAGAGUGUGGCCAUGGAUCGAUUUAGUGACUUUUAUGGUUAUAUUCAGUAUCAGUUAACAAAAGACAUCUUCCAAGGACUGAAUGUAGGAAUUAUUGAUGCCUGGGACAUGUCAAUUGCUUCAGGAGCAUUUGAACUUCAUCCUUCAGCUUCAACUGUUAAAAAUCAAAUAAACAUGUUUUUAAAGUAUAUUUGUUAACUCUGUAUAAUAGUAAAUGGUUGUUACCCUCUACGUGUAGCAUCUAUUCUAGAGCAUCAGAACCACCAUUGCAAUUCUUCAACCAUUUAUAUUACCUCCAUUCCCAUCUUCUGGCAUUCCCUCUUACCUACCUACAGCAGUUCUACUGACAAGCACCCCAACUUCCUCCAAACUCUUCUUCUUUACCUAGAGGCAGAACUAAAUGUUACAGGGCCCAAUGGAAAUUCAAUUUAGGGCCCCAAAACAAUAAGUUGACAUGUUUUACCAAGAUAUAUUGACAUUGCUCAUUAUUAGGGCCUUACUGGGCUCUCCACAUUCCUGUAACCACAGAAUCUGCUUUCUCUGUAGUUACGCCCCUGCCUUUACCUUACCCUUUAGUCUUUAACAUUACACAACCUCUGCUACAAAUUGCAAUAGCCUCUCACUGGAUCAUGUUUUUCUAAAAGUGUGCACAUAAGAUAUUUCUGCACAUGGAACUAAAAAUAGAUUAAGAACCAUUAAUACAACAAUUAAUAAGCUCCCUUGAUGCUUACAGACACCGAGGGUGAAAACAUGAUGGUACCAAGUGGGGGAGUGGCAGAAAAGCAAAAAAAAAAAAAAAAAGAUUCCAGAAAUCAAAUUCUGAAGUCAGAAGAUGAAAAUCAAAGUCAUGUUGAGCACAAGGUCAGUACAGGCAGCAAACAUACAUGAUCAAAAAAUCAAGGUCUGUGGUCAACACAGGAAAAUACAAUCGAAAUAGAGAGCUCAGUGUCACACUAGUAAUCAUAAUCACUUUGCAAUGAGAAAGAACCCUUAGGGUCUUCUUACGUGGCACAUCAGCUCAAACACAAUAUUGCAUCAAUACAUGACAUAAUUGCUGUGUGUCAAUUCAUUUGCACGCUGGCAUCAGUAGCCAUGUAAUACAUUCUUGUGUUGAAAGCUGCCUAGCUGAGUGCACCCAAAGACCUCUAGUGUUGGAUGCCCGAUCGCAACCUUAAUAUAGAACAAACUAUUCAGCACUGUUAUUGACACUCUAACUCCUCCAACCCCACCAUUUCCUAUAUGUAACAAACUGCAGCCUUCAUCCACCAAGAUAACAUGAUCUUUCCAAAAUUGCUACUAUUUUAUAGAGCAAUAUUAAAGAAAAUCCCUCAGACUUUAACUCUCCCCCACACUCUCUUCAAAUAUUCAUACUUUUCAUUAUCCUUGUCAAACCCACAAUACCUCUCCAAUACCUUUUAUACUUUUCUCUACCCAUCACUCAAGAUAUUAAUCUUAGAAUCAACUUGUAGUGAUAUAUCUCUACAUGUUAUUAGCCCCCACAUAGUGCUCUUCUGUCUGGUCCACCCAGUAAAGGUUUAACUAGCACCUUUGCAUAAAAAUAGAAGAUGUGUUUGCAAACUCAUGCCCUAUAAAAUUAUCUCUCUACCUUUUUCAAUCUCAGCCUUACCAGUAGCCUGAUUCUACCUUGUUUUUUUCAAAUAUAGAACGCUCUCUAUCUUUUACCUCUUGGCCUCCAGAAAUGUGUCUGUUUAUAGCUUUAGAGUAAUUAUAUUGUUGGCAAAUUAAAGUAAGAAUAUACUGUAUUGUUAAAUAUGUAAAUUUGGAGAUUCUGUGGAUAUAAGAACAGAUGCUCUGCCUCGCAGGCAUCCGCAUACUCAGGACAUUGCUUGCAUACAGUAUAUGCUACACACCCAAUGCAAAUGUUUUUAAUCAAUUUAAUGUAAAUAAAGCUGGCCUAGAUUCAAACAUGUGGAAUACAUUGUACCUGUUCUACCACCCAUCCCUAUGUAAAAGUAUGUUCCAAAUGAAUAAAUAUGUUGAUACCCCUUUCAAUAAGCAGUGGGUGUACUGUAUUCUCCCUUAAUUUUCUUGGGCUCUCUAGACUAAAUGGACAUUUUGUCCUGGUACCCCCGCGGCAAGAGUCCCCACGGUGGGCGUCCCCGCCGGGCCCACGUCCCCUCUAGA
Xenopus laevis (African clawed frog) is the source of this 3916-nucleotide messenger RNA. RefSeq names its product NXPE family member 1 (gene nxpe1.L). Bases 347 to 1969 code for a protein of 540 amino acids. The transcript is spliced from 6 exons. NCBI's taxonomy places the organism in Eukaryota, Metazoa, Chordata, Amphibia, Anura, Pipidae. The record is from RefSeq and is a predicted model, not a curated record.